Phoenix dactylifera (date palm) is the source of this 1339-nucleotide messenger RNA. RefSeq lists its product as uncharacterized. NCBI's taxonomy places the organism in Eukaryota, Viridiplantae, Streptophyta, Magnoliopsida, Arecales, Arecaceae. The record is from RefSeq and is a predicted model, not a curated record. Gene Ontology annotation, molecular function: ubiquitin protein ligase activity.
CGUUCCGGAAAGUACCGCGGUCGUUCCUUUCGAGGACGAGGUCGGUCGGCCCGACCGCGCCCUGACGCAUUCUCCCCGUCGUAGCCGACGCGGAUGAUGAAGAGGAAGAGGGAGCGAAACACCAUCAAAAUUGCAAGGAAGAGGCAGCAAAAAGGCCUCAACUGUCUCCGCCUUGCGAUUUGUGGGGAUUAAAAGGAGAGACGGAGGCAAAAAAGCGAGCAAGAGCGAUCGAGCGAGCGAGAUGGAUUCGCCGCCGGAGAACGACGUCUGUUCCGUCUGCCAUGACGACUUCGCUCUCCCUUGCCAGGCCAAUUGCUCCCAUUGGUUCUGCGCACAUUGUAUUUUGGAGGUUUGGCGUCAUGGAUCUGUCCGUCAUCCAUGCCAGUGUCCCAUAUGUCGCCGUACAAUAACUCUACUGAUACCUACUGAGGCUGCACAACAACAGCGCCAUGACCCCGAAGUUAUUCAAGUCCUUGGAAACAUUGAAAGGUACAACCGCUUGUUUGGUGGAGGUUCACCCAACCUCAUUCAGAUGUUGCAGGACCUCCCAUUUUUCCUUCGAAGGUUGUUUACAGAACUGAUGGAUCCUCAAAGGUCACUUCCUUUUUUUUUCAAGGCACGAAUGAUUUUGGCGUUCCUACUCAGCAGCAUCUAUGUACUGAGCCCAGUAGACAUUAUUCCAGAAGGAGUCUUGGGGUUUGUCGGUUUCUUCGAUGACCUACUCAUACUGCUGAUUGUUUUCCUCCACCUUAGUGCUAUGUACCGGACUAUACUUCUUAACCGGCAUGGUGGUUGAACUGACUAUCCAUCUUCCUAAUUUGUUUGUCUUCGAGGAAGCAGAAAACAUAAAACCUACUAUUCAAAAUGUAUUUGUAAUGUCUCGGAAACAUGAGUUUUUCUUUCUUACUGCUCAAACUGCUUUCACUUAAGCAUUAUAAUAUCAUUGUAGGAAACAGAUAUAAUAAAAAAUUUGGAGCAGCAUUGACUCCCUUUUGAAGAGUUGAAAUUUAAUGGAGAGCACAGAUUUGCUGCCGCUACAUUUUGCAGAAGAAGAGCAAAGACUGGAAGUUGCUCUAAACUGAAGACUUUUUCAAUGCUCUGUGAUGUAGUCACAGGAGUACUCUCACCCUUCAGCAACAUUUUUCUUUUUCUCUUCAUUUGGUAGUUGUCUACAUGACAUAUUCCACGGAGCAAAUAGUGUGCAACAUAAGCAGGCAUGUAAAAAAACAUGAGGGAGAUAUGUGAGGGAAGAGUUUGUAUGUUGAAAGACUUGUAGGAAAUUAACAUUUGAGUCUUGAAAAAGUUAGCAUGUCUAAUAUGAUUUCUGCAGUUGUUAUAA